AUGAAGAUAUGGAUAGCGCUGCGCUUGAAUGGGCUAGAGGGCUUCCGUUACCACCUGAACAAUGCUGUGGAGAUGUGCGCUUACUUCGAAUCACUAGUUGCCACGCAUCCUUUGCUGAGGAUCUUUUCCCGAAAACUUGCGAUUUUUACGUUUUUCUACGAAGAGCCAGGUUGUACGAGAGAGGACAACAAUACUUACACUGAAAAUCUCUGCCAAUUUAUUAAUCAAUCUCACAAACUCUAUGUCACUCACACUAAGGUAUGGAUUCUUGGCAGGGGAUUUUAA
This is a messenger RNA of Cooperia oncophora, 285 nucleotides long. The record is from the annotation of a GenBank genome assembly. Lineage: Eukaryota; Metazoa; Nematoda; Chromadorea; Rhabditida; Trichostrongylidae.